CUUGCGCAAGGACACCGACUCGAGCUCACGGCUCACCAAGUCAUACAGCAUAACUCGUAAUUAUAAGGUUAAACAAACACAACCCAGCGCACGAUAGCAUCUCUGCUCUCUCUGUCUUCCCCCUUUUUCUCUCUUAAACCCUCCUAAAACCCUUGUCUCUCUCCUCUUUCUCGCUCCUUCUCGUGAAAUCGCGUUAUGUCGAGUACGCUUACUUUGAUUCAAAGCAAUGCCUCCAAUCCCAAGGUUUGGGUCGUGAUCGGCGUCACGGUAGCCGGGAUCGUGAUCCUGGCGGAGACUCGGAAGCGGCGCAUCAAAGCCCUUAGAGAAGAAGACUUUGCUGCUUUCUUAGAUCGUUUCGAGCUUCUUCCUUUCCCUCCGCCGCCUCCUCCUGCAGCUAAACAAUCCCUCUCUGGUCUUACCUUCUCCAUUUCUGACGCGUUCGAUGUUAAGGAUUAUAUCACAGGUUUUGGUAGUCCACAAUGGAAGAAGACUCACGAGGCUGCUGAGAAAACUGCUGUGGUUGUCACAACGCUCUUGCAAAAUGGAGCUACUUGUGUUGGCAAGACUAUCAUGGAUGAGCUGGGUUUUGGGAUUAUUGGAGAAAACAAGCACUAUGGCACUCCUAUUAAUCCGUUGAUGCCAUCUAAUGUUCCUGGAGGAUGUUCCAGUGGCUCAGCAGUUUCUGUUGGGGCUGAACUCGUUGACUUUUCACUUGGGGUUGAUACCACUGGCGGUGUUAGAAUCCCAGCAUCUUUCUGUGGCAUUCUCGGUUUUCGACCAUCUCAGGGGACUGUAUCUUCAGUUGGAGUUUUGCCCAAUUCUCAGAGCCUAGAGACUGUUGGAUGGUUUGCUCGUGACCCAUCGGUUUUGUGUCAAGUUGGCCAUGCCUUACUAACUCUGAGUGCUGUAGCACAUAGAAGGCAAAGAUCGUUCAUCUUUGCUGAUGAUUUAUUUGAGCUCUCUGACAUUCCCAAGCAAAGGUCGGUGCAUGUUGUCAGAAAGGCAAUCGAAAAUCUAUCUGACUACCAGACUCCAAAACAUGUAAACAUUGGACAAUAUAUCACUUCAAAUGCACCAAGUCUUGCGGCAUUCUGUGAACAAUUUGGAAAAUCCCAAAAUUCAGCAUCAACUUUGAGGGCUCUUUCAUAUGUGAUGUUGGCAAUACAAAGGCAUGAAUUCAAAACUAAUCAUGAAGAAUGGUCGCAAACAUGCAAAUCGUUUCUAGGGCCAAGAUUUUCCAAUGAUGUUGUUACAGCUCUAAAGAGCAAAACCGAUAGUAUUAAAUCACUUUACAGAGUGAAAACUGAGAUGCGGGCCUGCAUUCAGAGCCUUCUCAAGGAAGAUGGAAUUCUGGUUAUACCCACAGUUGCUGAUCCCCCUCCAAAGCUUAACACUAAGAACAAGAACUUUUUGAAGGAGUUUCUUGAGAGAACUUAUGCACUCUCCAGCAUUGCUAGCAUGUCUGGAUGUUGUCAGGUUACAAUUCCUUUAGGGAACCACGGUGAUCGUCCAAUAUCCGUGUCGUUUCUUACGUACUAUGGAGGUGAUAAGUUUCUUCUCGAUACAAUUCUCGAUGUAUAUGCAUCCCUUCAAGACCAUGCUGAAAUUGCAUCCCACUUGGCUCCAGUCUCUGAUACCAAUGGUAAUAUGGAGGCUUCUGAACUUAUGAAGGAAAAGGGGAAUGCUGCAUACAAGGGGAGACAAUGGAAUAAGGCAGUAAACUUUUAUACUGAAGCUAUAAAAUUGAACGGAGCAAAUGCCACUUAUUUUUGCAAUAGAGCUGCAGCUUUCUUAGAACUUGGCAGCUUCCAACAAGCUGAAGAAGAUUGUACCGAGGCUGUAUCGAUCGAUAAGAAGAAUGUGAAGGCAUAUCUGAGACGAGGGACUGCUAGAGAAUCACUUGUACGAUACAAGGAAGCUGCUGCAGAUUUCAGGCACGCAUUGGUCCUUGAACCACAGAACAAGACGGCAAAGCUUGCUGAGAAGCGUCUCCGCAAACUCAUGAGUUAAAAAACCCUAGAAGAGGAAGGGCUUAUUUAUUAUUUUUCACCAAGCUACCUUUUACCUAUCUAAACCCUUAAAAAAAAAAAAAAAAAAAAAGUUCGGUUCAUGAUUGAAUCCACAGCAGAUUAUGAUAUUUUGUGGUUGUUUUGCUACAUCUUUGUACAGACUGGGAUGUAACCUUUUGACCUCUUAAUUACUUUGAUCUGAUCCUUAUGGGUCUUUUUAGCU
Messenger RNA from Capsella rubella, 2232 nucleotides. Its product is annotated as outer envelope protein 64, mitochondrial. The record is from RefSeq and is a predicted model, not a curated record. The transcript is spliced from 13 exons. NCBI's taxonomy places the organism in Eukaryota, Viridiplantae, Streptophyta, Magnoliopsida, Brassicales, Brassicaceae. Bases 196 to 2010 code for a protein of 604 amino acids. Gene Ontology annotation, molecular function: protein binding.